Messenger RNA from Mugil cephalus (flathead mullet), 900 nucleotides. RefSeq names its product insulin-like growth factor binding protein 7 (gene igfbp7). Gene Ontology annotation, molecular function: insulin-like growth factor binding. Gene Ontology annotation, biological process: regulation of cell growth; regulation of signal transduction. Gene Ontology annotation, cellular component: extracellular region. Bases 16 to 900 code for a protein of 294 amino acids. The transcript is spliced from 4 exons. The record is from RefSeq and is a predicted model, not a curated record. NCBI's taxonomy places the organism in Eukaryota, Metazoa, Chordata, Actinopteri, Mugiliformes, Mugilidae.
CAGGGACCAGUCUGGAUGAGGCGGAGUCAGCAGCUUCAUCCUGCUCCAUCUCCAGCCUCCAGUCAGAUCACACCAGACCUCCAACACAUCAACAUGAAGUCUCUCGCCGCUUUUCUGUCUCUGGUUCCGCUUCUGUGGGUCCUUCCGGUGCUCUCGGUCCGGGAGUCUGCCGGUGCUGACUGCGGGCCGUGUGACCCGGCUCAGUGCGCUCCUCUCCCGGUGCAGGGCUGCUCCGCCGGUUCUCUGCGGGACUCGUGCGGCUGCUGCGCCGUGUGCGCCGCCGCCGAGGGAGAGCUGUGCGGCGGCCGCCGCGCGUCAGCGCGCCGCUGUGGUUCCGGACUGGAGUGCGUAAAAAGCGGCGAGGACCCCAAAACCAACCCCAAGAAGAGCAAGGCGGGGCUGUGCGUUUGUAAGAGCAACUACGAGGUGUGCGGAACCGACGGACUGACCUACCGCAACGGCUGCGCCCUGAAGAGCGCCAGCCUGAGAGCAGAGGCCGAGGGAAGAGAGCCCAUCAGCGUCCACAACAAGGGCCGCUGCGCCACAGCUCCAGUUAUCGUCACUCCUCCAGAUGAGGUCUACAAUGUGAGUGGUUCUCAGGUUUACCUGAGCUGUGAGGUGGUGGGUGUGCCCACUCCCGUUCUCACCUGGAAGAAGGUCGUCAGUGGGAAAGGGAAGAUGGAGCUUCUUCCUGGGGGGCCCGAGCCCAACCGGGCCGAUCCAGACGAAGGGGGCCCCCGAGAAACUUUGAAGUGCCGGCGGGGUUCUGGUCUGGGGUUUCCGUCACAUCCCCCCCUUUGCCCAAAAGAGGAAGAAGGAUUUCCGAGUGUCAGCCCCCAACUCCGAGGUGAAGUUUCCGCUGUUGGAGCCUUUUUCCCGUGGUCGAGCCCCAUCUUUUGA